Molecule: messenger RNA, 2565 nt
Organism: Morchella sextelata
Lineage: Eukaryota; Fungi; Ascomycota; Pezizomycetes; Pezizales; Morchellaceae
Exons: 6
Coding region: 1-2565 (854 amino acids)
Molecular function (GO): protein binding
Source: RefSeq, a predicted model, not a curated record
AUGAGCGACCGCCCCGCCACCUCUCCCGCCCGCUCAUUCACCACCAUGCCCACGUCCAUACCACCGCCCAUGCCAGCACCGCUCGACAAGUCGUCCUGCAUCACGCUCGUGACGCACGCCCUCGCCGACGCGCGCGCCCGCGGAGAUCCUGUCACCAUCGAUUUGUCGCAUCAGCGCAUUGCGGCUAUCCCGGUGGAGGACGUGGAGUCGGAGGAGUCCGAGGAGAGGAGUAGUAGGAAUAGGGGGGAGGAUAUGGAGGUGGAGGAGCAGGAGGGGAAGAGGAGAGGGGGAAGAGGAAGAGGGAAGAGGGCUGACAUGAGGGAUGAGGAUAGGCUAGCACUUGCGCAUAACCAGCUCACAGGCUUCUCGGACGAGUUUGCGGACCUCCCGAGACUGCGAUACCUCAACCUGCGGUCUAACUUCCUGCGCGAGUUCCCUGCUGCGCUUACACGCCUGCCGUCACUCGAGAUUCUCGACGUCUCACGAAAUCGACUCCGUGCGCUACCUGCCGACUUUGGCACACUCGUCAACCUUAAGGUACUCUCCAUGUCGAAAAACAAGAUCACGACGCUCCCCGCCUACAUUGGCGACAUGCAUGACCUCAAGAUCCUGAAGCUGGACCACAACCCGCUGUCGUUCCCGCCGGCGGCGGUACUGGACCUGGAUGGCGAAGAGACGGACCGGGACGCGUGGUUAGACAACUUGAAACGAUUUUUGAGGAAUGGGCCGAGUGGCAGCGAAAACGACUUUUUGAGCACCGCAGGAACACUGGUAGCACGACCAAGCACCGAAACCCUCUUCUCAGACGCCGGAAACGGAAACGGUGACAUAAUCAAGCCACCGAAAGGAGGCGGAGUAGUAGGAGGAGGAGGAGGGGGAGGAGGCGGGGGAGGGGGAGGAAUGAUCGGAGGGGGAAUGAUCGGCGGGGGAGGAUUUGAGCCCACAAUCACCCCCUUCCGUGACACCCCUGGCAUGGCUGCCAAAAAGGCGUCGAUGGGCACCGGACGACGGCCCCCCAAACAACUCCUGCAAAGCCUCCCGAUGGCCCUCCUCCCAGCCGCCCUCAAGUCCCCCGGGCCGCUGCAGCCCCUCCCGCAGACGCCCACAGAGCGCUCACGCAGCAACUCCGAGUCCACGAUCCUCAACACACGGCGCAUGGGCAUGGUGGGCACGCGGGGCAAACACACCGAGCAACAACACCACCUCCGCACCGUCGACGAGCAGCACCUGCAACUCCAGAAAGCAAAACACCAGCGCGGAUACUCCCACGACUCUGCCGUCGUCCGCGGCGGCAGCGGCGGCAGCCCACCAGACCGGCCCCUCCCCUGCUUCCGCCGCCUCUCCAGCCUUCCCGAGCAUAAACGCUCCUCGCAGUCCGUCUCCUCCGCGCGCAUCGGUGAAGCCGCACGGGGCAUCCUGUACGCAAUGUCGACGCUACAAGGCCCCAUCGAGGAGUUUGUGCAGUCCCUCACCCCCGCCCCCGCGGACGACACAAGUAGCAUCGACACGGCACUCUACACUGCCAACAUCCACAUCGGCACGCUCGUCAGCGCGCUCGAGGCCUUCGAGGAGACCGACGAGGAGGCACAAGUCAUCGACGCCUGCUACGCGUGCGUCGCGGCGUUCAAGCGUGUGCUGGCCCUCCUCCGGGAAACGGGCGGCGCGAGCUGCCAGGAGAAAAGGUAUGUCCGUACGCUACUACUGAUGGUGUAUGGCUCGUACAUCGAGAUCCAGCACAGCUAUGAGACGCUGCGGCCGCUGCUGCCCGGCGCCGGCGAGGAGCCGCCGGUGACAGCACGGUUGUAUGCGCCACCGCCGCCACCGCUGCGCCUCAAAAACAACAGCUCUGUGGUGAGUCUCCCGUCGACGCCCCGGCAGGACGUGUUUAUGCUGCAGCCGCCGCCAACGCCCGGGUUAGCGGUAGCCGUGGACGGCGGCUUCGACAGCGACGAGCCGCUAUAUGGGAAGUUUGUGGCGGCGACGACGGCCGCGACGACGACGCUGCCGGUGAUUGAGCGCGAGAUCAAGGCCACGGCGGGGUCGGUGCCGAAUCCGGCGGUGGCGCUGAAGCUACGGGAGGUGGCGGCGCUGUGUGUGGCGGGGACGGAGGCCGCGAGAAGGUUGGGGAUGGUCAAGUGGGAGGCGGUGCGCGAGGGGGAUGUGGGUGAACGCAGGAGGUUCUGGGAGGAGACAAAUAAGUUUACAAACCUGGUGAUCAAUAUCGCGGAACUCAUCAAAUCAAUAACGCAGGAGCACCCCUUUCCAAAGCCCACGCUCAUCGCGGUGGGCACGGUAGUGCGCCCAACGAAGGAUCUGUACAUCCUUAUGAACGGGUCCGCGUUCCGGCACCAACAGCAGCAGUACGCGGCGACGCCGCUGUCAGCCGCGCUGGGUGUUGCCAUGCAGGCGACAAUACCGCAGAUGGCCGGGGCGUAUAGCGCGGGGAGGAGUGGGACAAUGGUGGGGAUGGGGCCGCAGAUGGGGAUGGGAAUGGGGGAGGUUGGAGUUGGUGUGGGUGGGGGGCUCGGUGGGGGGGCGUUUGGGAAGGGGGUGAGGUUAACGUAA